AUGGUCAAGGCAACCAGACCCCCAGCCAACGGCUUCGUAGCCAUGAUGCGCCGCCUCUAUAAUCCUCUAGGCUUCUCCAAAGGCUACAACUUCAUCUUCUGGUUCAUCAGCAUGGGCUACCUCUUCGGAUUCACCCUUGCACGUCUCCAGUACCUCUCCUUCUACGGCGUCUUCUGCUCGCCCACUGCAUCCGGAGGCACAGGUGCAGCUCCAGGAGAAUGCUUCUACUACCUCCGGAACCCGUUCAAGAUCGGCAUGAUGCUCCACCUGUUCUGCAUCCUUCCUGCCGCCGUACUGGUGGUGCUACAGUUCAUCCCGGCCAUCAGGCACAAAGCGAUCCUGUUCCAUCGUCUCAAUGGCUAUGCCGUGAUCACACUGUCUCUCAUUGCCAAUGCCGGUGCACUCAUUGUUCUUGAACACGCCUUUGGUGGCGACUUCACGACAAGAGUCUGGGGAGGGACGCUAGUCAUUUCCACCACGGUAUCAUAUAUUAUGGCAUACAUCAACAUCAAGCUGCUCCAAAUCGACCAACACCGAGCAUGGAUGAUGCGAGCCUGGGCUUACUUCUCCACCAUCAUCACGAUCCGCCUGAUAAUGAUCAUCUCCGUCAACAUCUUCAGCAGCAUGCACACCUUCUUCGCCGUCUACCCGUGCGAGCAGAUAAACUUCGUGAUGGGAGAAAAGGGAACCCUCAAGUUCUACCCGGGCUGCACACCCUACUACGACGGCAGCGUAAAGGACCAACGGGUAAUAGUGACGCCCAACUUCAACGGCGCAGAUCCGAUGGAGGUUGCUGCUGCUUUGGGCGUCGCCUUCGGUACAGCAGGAUGGUUGGCCUUCGUGAUCCAUGCCAUCAUCGUCGAACUCUACCUCCGUCUCACACCUGCCGAAUCCGAACGUCUGCGUCAAGUGUCGUACGAGCGACAACUAGCUCGCGGCUUCAAGCGUCCUGGCUACGCUGGUCUGGUAGCGGAGCGCUUCGGUGACGCUAAUCCUUUUGUGCUGGCGUCGACGGUGGAGGAGAGAGAGCUUUCGGACGAUAGCGGGCAUUUCGCCCUACCAGAUCCUAAGACUGGUGUGCAUGCGGCGUAA
Molecule: messenger RNA, 1092 nt
Organism: Recurvomyces mirabilis
Lineage: Eukaryota; Fungi; Ascomycota; Dothideomycetes; Mycosphaerellales; Teratosphaeriaceae
Exons: 4
Coding region: 1-1092 (363 amino acids)
Source: RefSeq, a predicted model, not a curated record